Molecule: messenger RNA, 999 nt
Organism: Ilyonectria robusta
Lineage: Eukaryota; Fungi; Ascomycota; Sordariomycetes; Hypocreales; Nectriaceae
Product: Alpha/Beta hydrolase protein
Exons: 1
Source: RefSeq, a predicted model, not a curated record
ACCUCGGUGCUUGAUCGCCUCGCCUCGCUUUCUACCCAAAAACUCACUUCUGUCGACGUUUCAGGGGACUACAAUCUCACAGUCAGGUUUUGCGAGCCAGAGGUCCGCAUCUUUCCCCAGCACGAAGAAGUUCAGAUGCUCGUCUCUGGUCUAUCCUACGACAGGACGUACUGGUCCGCACUAGACACUUUGGGCCAAGACAGCGUGCUAUACUCCUGGGCUUCCUACGCUUCCCGCCGUGGCUACGCCACUUUGUCCAUCGACAGACUGGGGAUGGGGAGCUCGUCGCACCCUGAUCCUGUGAAUGUCGUUCAAGUUCCUCUCCAAGCUGCCAUCUUGGACAAAAUUGCCACAAAAUUGAGGACUGGCAAAAUCGGCGGUCGCCGUUUCCGCAAAGUCCACUACGUGGGCCAUUCUCUGGGUUCUAUUAUCGGAAAUCAUGUGGCGGCCUCGUUCCCAAAGACUCUAGACUCGCUGGUUCUGACUGGCUAUGGGAGGGAAAUCGGAUUUGGGUCAGCCGCUCUAAUGCAACCAAUUCCAGCAGCUCGGUUUGCGGCUCUCUCUCUACCGAAAAAGUCACGCCAACACGCCGCACUUUCUGGUUUAGCCAACGGCUAUCUGGUAACCUCAUCCAAGACGGGCAGGGCCCAGGCGCUAUACGGACUGGCAGGGACUUAUGACACGAGUGUCCUGGAUGUUGAUUGGGCUCAAAUGACGACGUUCACUGUUGGUGAGAUGUUGACAACGAGCCCCGUUGUGGCUAGCAACUUCACCCGACCAGUGCUUGUUGUCACCGGCGAACAGGACACUGUUUUCUGCUUCGAUAACUCCACAGAACGCGGCGCGUGUGGACAAGGCCCAACAACACUUCCUGCCAGGUCCACAGAGCUUUUCCCUCGGGCUUCGAAGUUUUCGUACUUCAUUCCCGCCAACCUUGGUCAUGAUGUCAAUCUACACUAUAGAGCCGCUGUCGUGUUUGAGCACACCCAUGACUGGUUG